AUGACAGUCUGCACAACACUUGCCAUGAAAUUGAAGCACAUUUUAGGCGAAAACGAUAUCAAACCCGACGAAGAGAUUACUAAUAAUAACACAUCAAACAAAUUGAUCGACAAAUACGUGAAAAACAUGCGCGAAGACGAAGUCCUGCUGAAGACAUUGCAUCAACUGAUCCUCGACUCGAGCGACGAGAACAGCAAUCUCGACAAAGAGAUGGCCCGUAAGUGUGUCGACAAACUCCGGGCGGAUCUGUCGGGCAAAGAGCCCACUCUAGACCUGUCUCAGGACUUAAUCAGUCGGGUAUCGAAGAACGAGCAUCUGAUCCGAUCCCUUGUGGACAUUGUCAGCGAGAAUAACGUACCGAAAAAGGAGAUCAAAGUGCUAGAGAUGAACACAGCGGGCGGCGGGUCUUUGAUGGCUCACGAGGUGGACGCAUACCUGGCCUCCGCGGCCCUCUAUCCGAUCGACGUGGGCUAUAGUGUGGCCGUACGGGCGCUGAACACCGUUCCCGACAGUUUCCGUAGCGGCCGUGCCUUCAAACUGAUGGAGUGGUCGCCCGAAGAGUCGCCGUUUCCCUGCGAUAUAUCGCCCAAAGAUCUGGUGAUCGCACGAGACUCGGAGGACUUGUGGCCGCUGGACAUGGAGUCACACCUGCAAGAAGUGCACGACGUUCUCGUCGAACAGGGCUUUCUUAUGACUGUGUUUCGUACGCGAGUCACACCACCGGAGCUAAUGUUGGCUCAACUGUUGGACCUUAAGACUCCUCCCGGAGCCGAUCGAUUGGCCAAACGUGUGGACGACUACACAGCGGAGGCGCGCAAAAUGGGUUUCCGUCUCGUCGGCCGCAAAGACGAUUCCGUGGGUUCGGCGGCACUGCUGUUCCGGAAGGUGACCGACAAAGGGUUGCCCGAUAAGCACCGGGUGAUCAACAUUGACACCAAUUGCGAGAAAUGGUUUGAUGUGUUGAGAGAGAAACUCGUCGCGUGUAAAGACAAUGACGAAAAGUUACCGCUUUGGUUGGUUGGCACCGGUGGUGGUGGCGAUGGCCAGACAUCCGCCACAGCCAUUAACGGUAUCAUCGGUUUAGUGAACUGUCUGCGUCUGGAACCGGGAGGCGACUGUAUUCGGUGUCUGUUUGACUCGGAGUCCACCAAAUCAGAGAUCGAUAUCCGCCACAAACCGUACGCCGAUAUACUGGCCAUGGAUUUGGCGGUAAAUGUGUUGAGCGGCGGCGGACGGGUCGGCACUUAUAGGCACCUGACUCUGCACCGGGACUACGACCGGUUCGCGUCCAACAACUACUUCCUGAACGUCACCCAAAACAAGGAUCUGUCGAGUCUUCAGUGGUUUGACUCCAAACAGUUGGUCAGUCCGAUUGGGCCCACAUAUGAUCUGUCAAACAAUCAGAUCAAUAAUGUCCGGUGCGAUGUCUACUGCGCCGGACUUAACUUCCGGGACGUGAUGUUUGCCACCGGCCGUAUAGCUGCGGGUCCGCAGUCGCUAUUCAUGGACUGUCUGAUAGGGUUUGAGUUCGCGGGCCGGCGCGCGGACAACGGGGAACGGGUGUGCGGUUUCACACUCUCGCGAUCGUUCGCCACCGAAGCGACCACUAAUGACCGGAUGGUGUCUCACAUACCCGACCACUGGUCGAUGGAGGAGGCGGUCACUGUUCUUAGCACAUACAGCACCGUAUGGUACGGACUCAUCAAACGGGCCAAUCUUAUGAAAGGCGAGCGCAUACUGAUCCACUCGGGCGCCGGUGGUGUGGGUCAGGCGGCUAUAAGCAUAUGCCAGUACUACGGGUGCGACAUAUACUGUACGGUGGGAACCGACGACAAGAAACGCUUUCUGAUGGCUGAGUACGGAGUGCCGGAGUCGCGGAUCUACAGCUCGCGGGACAUACAGUUUAAGUACGCCAUCAAACAGGCGACGGGCGGGAAGGGUGUGAAUCUGGUGCUCAACUCACUGACGGGCGACAAACUGGAGGCCAGUUAUGACGUGAUCGCCGAUUGCGGUCGGUUUGUUGAGAUCGGCAAAUACGACCUCCAGAUGAACAAACAGUUGGGAAUGUUUACCUUCUUGAGGGACGUGGCGUUCAUCGGUGUCUCUGUCGACAUGAAGCUGUAUUUGGAGAACGGCUUUACCGACGAGUUCUUCGAGUGGAUGCACCGGAACUCGAGGAAUGGAUGCGUUCGGCCCAUUAAUCGUACGGUAUUUCCGGCCGCGGAGGCCGAGAAGGCGUUCCGAUACAUGACUACCGGUAAACAUAUCGGGAAGAUAUUGUUGCGGAUGCGCGACGAAGAGCAACCGGUGCUGCCAGUGCUCCGGUCGGGUCCGGUGGCGCCGGCCGGCCAGUUGACGGUCACCGGCAAGACCUACUUCGACCCGAACAAGUCGUACGUGAUUGUGGGCGGUUUGGGCGGCUUUGGGGUAGAGUUGGCCCAUUGGAUGAUCACUUUGGGCGCCCGGCGACUGGUGCUGGUUUCGCGGUCCGGCGCCCGACACGACUACCAGAGGUUUGUCAUCAGACGGUUGGAGGCGUUUGGCCAACGGCUCAAGUGGUUCGACAGCCGCGUGACUGUGUCUACGGCCGACUGUCGCACCACUGCAGGCGCCCGACAGCUGUUGGCCGAGGCGAGCGCGUUGGGUCCGGUGGGCGGUGUGUUUCACUUGGCACUGGUGUUGAACGACUGUCUCAUCGAGAAUCAGACGUACGACAAGUUCGCCGAAACGGUUGACUCAAAGACCCGGUGUUGCGCGGAGUUGGACGCCGCCAGUCGUGCCCUACCGGCGCCGUUGGACUAUUUCGUGGUGUUCUCGUCGGUCUCGUGCGGCAAAGGCAACGCCGGUCAGAGUAACUACGGUUACGGCAACUCUGUGUGCGAGAGGAUAUGCGAGCGCCGCAGGGCUCAGGGGUUGGCCGCGCAGGCCAUUCAAUGGGGACCCAUCGAUGACGUCGGUGUAAUCGCCGACUCCGAUAAGUUUAGCACAUUUUCAGGUGUUGUGAAGCAACGGAUCAACUCGUGUCUCGAGAUAUUGGAUAAAUUGCUGCAAUCGGAUCACCCGAUUGUCUCAUGUGUGGUGAGGGCCAAACGUCAACUGCAAAGCGGCACUCGAGAGGCCCGUAUAGUGGCCCAGAUCUGGAUGGCUCUGGGCAUCGACCCGAACACAACACCCGAUCACUUGACACUCGGCGAGAUAGGCAUGGAGUCCAUGUUUGCCGUCGAGUUUCAACAG
Messenger RNA from Medioppia subpectinata, 3234 nucleotides. NCBI's taxonomy places the organism in Eukaryota, Metazoa, Arthropoda, Arachnida, Sarcoptiformes, Oppiidae. The record is from the annotation of a GenBank genome assembly.